Messenger RNA from Erythranthe guttata (spotted monkey flower), 1170 nucleotides. The record is from RefSeq and is a predicted model, not a curated record. Lineage: Eukaryota; Viridiplantae; Streptophyta; Magnoliopsida; Lamiales; Phrymaceae.
AUGGGGAUGGCAAUGGGUACGGGUUUGGCAGGUCUUGGACCCGGAACCGACCCAUUUGGGGCGGGUCUGGAUCAGCUAAAUGGUUCUGGGUCGGGUAAUGGGUUUAAGUGUUUAGAACCGGAUGGUUCUGGGUCGGGUUACGGGUCUUAUUGGAACCGACCCAGAACCGACCCGAUGGAACAUUUGAGCAAACUUGAUUUCACCCAUUUGAAUGUAUCUGGUGAGAACUAUGUGAGUUGGACAAUGGAUGUUAAGAUCCAUCUCACUAGUAAGAAAUUGAGGAUGGCAAUCGUUAAGGAAAAUCUGCUUAACGAAGCCCAGAAGGCUGAAGCCAUGAUUCUGAUUAGGAGGCACCUAGAUGAGGUCCUCCGUUUGGACUACUCAUCGAUUGAGGAUCCCCAAAUACUAUGGGAUGCCCUGGCUAGCCGAUUUGAUCACCAAAAGACAAUCCUCUUGCCUGAAGCAAGAAAUAAAUGGAUUUACUUACGGUUUAUGGACUUCAAAACCGUUAACGAGUAUAACUCUGAGGUAUGUCGCAUCAAAUCCACCCUGGAGUUUUGUGGAGAGAAACUAACUGAUGCGGAGAUUCUAGAGAAGACGUACUCUACAUUCCCUGCCUCACAUAUGAUACUGUCUCAACAGUACAGAGCCAAGAACUAUACUCAGUUUUCAGAGUUGGUCACAGUUCUGCUCCUUGCCGAGAAGAACCUUGAUCUUCUUUUGAAGAACAACCAGGCUCGACCAGUUGAAGCAAAUUUGGUCAACAGAAACAAUCGUGGUGGAGGCAGAGGCCGUGGGUUCAAUCGUCGAGUGAGGGGAAGAGGUAAUAGGGGCGGACAUGUUCCUUAUAAUAGGCCACCUAAUGGUCCCCCACAGUAUGGGCAAAUGGGGAAUAUGCCAAGAGGAGGUAACAAUGCUCGACCUAGAGGUGCGCAGCAGAAUAGAGCCCCGAAUCAGAAUCAAAAUCAGAAUAGAGAUACAUGUCAUAGGUGUGGUGGAACUGGGCAUUGGUCACGCACCUGUCGUGCGAGGAACGUUAUGGUUGGUGGUGUAAAUAACAAUGCACCACCGGAGACCAACCUGGUUGAGAUAGACGUUCUCAAUGAGGAGCCCAUUGCUCGACUCCCAAAUCUGGGCACAUCUGACCCAAUGACCCAGUUUGGAAUAUGA